This is a messenger RNA of Juglans regia (Persian walnut), 363 nucleotides long. RefSeq lists its product as uncharacterized. The record is from RefSeq and is a predicted model, not a curated record. Bases 1 to 363 code for a protein of 120 amino acids. Lineage: Eukaryota; Viridiplantae; Streptophyta; Magnoliopsida; Fagales; Juglandaceae. The transcript has a single exon.
AUGUCUAUGAGUUUUUUCCCAAUCACCUCCGACGAAGAUCUGGCAAACCUGAUCAAAGAAUACAAUCGAGCUUCGUCGUCGAUGUCCCAUCCUCUGAAGAUCAAGGUGGUCCUUUGGCCACCAAAAUCUCUCAAGAAAAUCUUCCCUCCUCUUAGCGUCGAUUUCUUUGCGUCUAGAUCGCAGUUCGUAACUGCUGAAUCGUUGGGGAACUCGGUGACGUACCACUACGUCUCGCAGACUUAUUCGCCUCCAAUUGGAUAUUCGACCAGUGCUCAGAAUUGCUCCGCAAAAGGGAAUCAGUAUAGCUUCCAUGUGCAGCAUAACCCUAGAGUUCUAUAUUCAUAUUCACAUUUUGUUCCAUAG